Molecule: messenger RNA, 1726 nt
Organism: Camellia sinensis
Lineage: Eukaryota; Viridiplantae; Streptophyta; Magnoliopsida; Ericales; Theaceae
Product: tubulin alpha-3 chain
Biological process (GO): microtubule-based process
Cellular component (GO): microtubule
Molecular function (GO): structural constituent of cytoskeleton; GTP binding
Source: RefSeq, a predicted model, not a curated record
AAAGUUAAAAAAAACCAUCCUCGAAUCGAAGCGAAAGGCGUCUUCAUAAACGUCGUUCGUGAAUAUCUUAUUUGCUCUUCGUUUUUCUUCAAAAUUUUUAGGGUUUCUUUGCUUCGACAAUGAGAGAGUGCAUUUCGAUCCACAUCGGUCAGGCCGGUAUUCAGGUCGGCAAUGCCUGUUGGGAACUUUACUGCCUCGAGCAUGGCAUUCAGCCUGAUGGCCAGAUGCCAGGUGACAAAACAAUUGGCGGAGGAGAUGAUGCGUUCAACACCUUUUUCAGCGAAACUGGUGCUGGGAAGCAUGUGCCUCGUGCUAUUUUUGUCGAUCUUGAGCCUACUGUCAUUGAUGAAGUGAGGACUGGCACUUACCGCCAGCUCUUUCACCCUGAGCAACUCAUCAGCGGCAAGGAAGAUGCUGCCAACAACUUUGCUCGCGGCCACUACACAAUUGGCAAAGAGAUUGUUGACCUCUGCUUGGAUCGCAUCAGGAAACUUGCUGACAACUGCACUGGCCUUCAGGGUUUCCUUGUUUUCAACGCUGUUGGUGGUGGUACUGGUUCUGGUCUUGGAUCACUUCUUUUGGAACGUCUUUCUGUUGACUAUGGCAAGAAAUCAAAGCUCGGUUUCACUGUUUAUCCCUCACCCCAAGUCUCUACUUCUGUUGUGGAGCCCUAUAACAGUGUCCUCUCAACCCACUCCCUUCUCGAGCACACUGACGUUGCUGUGCUUCUGGACAAUGAGGCCAUCUAUGACAUCUGCAGGCGCUCCCUUGACAUUGAGCGCCCUACUUACACCAAUCUGAAUCGCCUUGUCUCUCAGGUGAUAUCUUCACUUACUGCCUCAUUGAGGUUUGAUGGAGCUUUAAACGUUGACGUGACUGAAUUCCAGACCAACCUUGUGCCCUACCCCAGAAUCCAUUUCAUGCUCUCCUCAUAUGCUCCUGUCAUUUCAGCUGAGAAGGCCUUUCACGAGCAGCUUUCCGUGGCAGAGAUCACCAACAGUGCCUUUGAGCCUUCAUCGAUGAUGGCUAAAUGUGAUCCCCGCCAUGGCAAGUACAUGGCCUGUUGCCUGAUGUACCGUGGAGAUGUUGUGCCCAAGGAUGUGAAUGCAGCUGUGGCCACCAUCAAGACCAAGCGAACAAUCCAGUUUGUUGACUGGUGCCCAACUGGGUUCAAGUGUGGCAUCAACUAUCAGCCGCCAACUGUUGUUCCCGGAGGUGACCUCGCGAAGGUGCAGAGAGCUGUGUGCAUGAUAUCUAAUUCAACCAGUGUCGCUGAAGUCUUCUCCCGCAUUGACCACAAGUUUGAUCUCAUGUAUGCUAAGCGAGCCUUUGUGCACUGGUACGUUGGUGAGGGCAUGGAAGAAGGAGAAUUCAGUGAAGCCCGUGAGGAUCUUGCUGCCCUAGAAAAGGAUUACGAGGAGGUUGGUGCUGAGACUGCCGAAGGUGAUGAAGGUGACGAAGGAGAUGAAUAUUGAUUUUUGAAGGUCUAUUGUGUGCUCAUCAUGGUUUCCUUAUCAUUUUCUGUUAUUAUAUGUUCUAAUGGUGGAUUUGUCCUGGUUGUGAACUUCUUGUGCUCAAGAGUUGUUUGGUAUUAAGAAUAUGUGCUUCACUAAUUUGUAUAGCACCUGGGGGUCCUCCUUUGUGGGUCCCAAACAUUUUCCUUUCCUUUUAUGUUGUGUUAAGAGUUUAUAUUUUAAGAAUAGCUUUGUCAAAAGCAGACCAUGUU